ACCAGAGCCAAGAGCAGCGGAGCCGCGCCGACGCUGCCACCUGAUCCCAUCCAGGCACGGAGGCGAGCGACCAGCACUCGGUUCACAGGGUCCCCAGCGCUCUCCAACCCGUGGCGGAUUUCGGGGCAAGGGUUGGGAAAUAGCGGUGACCACCCUCAACCAGGGUGGGAAGCAGAGCCCGCUUGGCGCCUCACAGGAACACUGGCCCUGCUACCAGAGCCCCAGGAGCCCCCAUGAGUGCCGGCGAAGGGAGUCCUGGAUAGCAAGGCCCUGGCUGGUCCGGGGGUGGGUACCCCAUCAUGCCACCCAUCCUCCAGCGCCUGCAGCAGGCCACCAAGAUGUUGAGCCGCAGGAAAAUCCUGCUGCUGGUGUUGGGAUGCAGCACCUUAAGCCUCCUCAUCCACCAGGGGGCGCAGCUCAGCUGGUACCCCAAGCUGUUCCCUCUGAGCUGCCCGCCUCUGCAGGACUCUCCGCCGCGUCCCAAACACAUGACAGUGGCCUUCUUGAAGACGCACAAGACUGCGGGCACGACAGUGCAGAACAUCCUGUUCCGCUUCGCCGAGCGCCACAACCUGACGGUGGCCCUGCCGCACCCGAGCUGCGAGCACCAGUUCUGCUACCCGCGCAACUUCUCGGCGCACUUCGUGCACCCAGCCACGCGGCCGCCGCACGUGCUGGCCAGCCACCUGCGCUUCGACCGCGCGGAGCUCCAGCGCCUCAUGCCGCCCGGCACCGUCUACGUCACCAUCCUGCGCGAGCCGGCCGCCAUGUUCGAGUCGCUCUUCAGCUACUACAACCAGUACUGCCCCGCCUUCCGGCGCGUGCCCAACGCGUCGCUCGAGGCCUUCCUGCGCGCGCCCGAGGCCUACUACCGUGCAGGCGAGCACUUCGCCAUGUUCGCGCACAACACGCUGGCCUACGACCUGGGCGGCGACAACGAGCGCAGCCCGCGCGAUGACGCCGCCUACCUGGCGGGCCUCAUCCGCCAGGUGGAGGAAGUCUUCUCUCUCGUCAUGAUCGCCGAGUACUUCGACGAGUCGCUCGUGUUGCUGCGGCGCCUGCUGGCCUGGGACCUGGACGAUGUGCUCUACGCCAGGCUCAACUCGCGCGCCGCCAGCUCGCGCCUCGCCGCCAUCCCCGCGGCGCUCGCGCGGGCAGCGCGCGCCUGGAACGCGCUCGACGCCGGCCUCUAUGACCACUUCAACGCCACCUUCUGGCGCCGCGUGGCGCGCGCCGGCCGCGCCUGCGUGGAGCGCGAGGCGCGCGAGCUGCGCGAGGCCCGUGAGCGCCUGCUGCGGCGCUGCUUCGGCGACGAGCCAGUGCUGCGGCCCGCGGCGCAGAUCCGCACCAAGCAGCUGCAGCCGUGGCAGCCCAGCCGGAAGGUGGACAUCAUGGGCUACGACCUGCCCAGCGGCCGCGCCGGCCCGGCCACUGAGGCCUGCCUCAAGCUGGCCAUGCCCGAGGUGCAGUACUCGAGCUACCUGCUGCGCAAGCAGAAGCGCCGGGGCGGCGUGCGCGUCCGGCCGGAGCCAGUCCUGGACAAUCCCCCGCCUCGGCCCAUCCGGGCGCUGCCCCGCGGCCACCUGGGCCACUGAGCUCCGGAUGGGAGUCUGGACCCUGCCCCACCCACCAGGAUCUUGCCUAGGACUGCCUCCAGGUCCCACCUCAUCAGGGCCCUUUCUUCCGAGGGACUGCAGCCCCACGCUGAGCCGUACUUAGGGGCACAUCUCUCUGUCCAAGCCCACGUCCCUAGGGUAGGCUGACCCUCGCCUUCUGGGAGGAUGCUCUUAGGCCCGAUCGAGCCCCGGGCCAUCCGCUCCACCUUCCUGACUAGUUGGUGGCUUUGAUAAGAGGUCUGAGGCCCACCCAGAACUGCCCACCCUGCCUUUUUCUAGGGAUCGAGGCCCCCACCUGUCUUUUCCAAGUGGAUGAGCCCAGGCCACAGAGAGGAGCUGAGCCCUGGGAAGAGCUGCUCUGCCUUUCAGCCUCCCUGGCUCUUGCUCUUAACUCCCAGGGGUCAGAGAUCCCCACACCAUCUGUCUUCCAGGUUCCACCCUCCCUACAGACCUAAGCUGCUCCCAGACUCCCAGAACCAAGAGUUCUUGGAUUGGGUUUUUUGUUUGGUUGGUUUUUCUUUUUUUUAAUAAAAUACUUUAAAAUGUA
Camelus dromedarius (Arabian camel) is the source of this 2163-nucleotide messenger RNA. RefSeq names its product galactose-3-O-sulfotransferase 3 (gene GAL3ST3). Gene Ontology annotation, molecular function: galactosylceramide sulfotransferase activity. Gene Ontology annotation, biological process: glycolipid biosynthetic process. The coding region runs from base 300 to 1595 and encodes 431 amino acids. The record is from RefSeq and is a predicted model, not a curated record. NCBI's taxonomy places the organism in Eukaryota, Metazoa, Chordata, Mammalia, Artiodactyla, Camelidae. Gene Ontology annotation, cellular component: membrane. The transcript is spliced from 3 exons.